UCAGCGGGCGGGGUGGCGGGUUGCCGGUCUGCGGCCUCUCUCCGCCCUCCUGCUUGCCUCUUGCCUCCCGCCUCCCUCUCCUGCCUGCGGCCGGCCAUGCUGCUGCCGUGCGUGCGGAGGACGGCUGCUCGCCGCCUGGCCCGGGACCUGCUCCUGGCCGGCAGCUGCCCGGCGCAGGGCCCCUCGCCGCGGGGCUGCAGCCGCCGGGCGGGCGGGAAGGGUCUUGUUCUGGGAAUCUACUCAAGUGAAAAGGAUGAAGGUGCUGCCCAGUUCACUAGUGCAGGAGAUGCUUUUGAUAGACUCGUGUCUGGAAAGCUGAGGGAACUUCUGUCCAUAUCUGGGCCACCUUUGAAGAAAGGUAAAACACGCAUAUUCCAUGGUUUGCAUCAGGACUUUCCAAGUGUGGUUGUAGUUGGCUUGGGUAAGAAGAAUGCUGGACUAAAUGACCAAGAAAACUGGAAUGAAGGCAAAGAAAAUAUUCGUGCAGCUGUUGCAGUUGGUUGUAGACAGAUCCAAGAUCUGGAGAUGCCUUGUGUUGAAGUAGACUGCUGUGGAGAUGCUCAAGCAGCUGCAGAAGGUGCUGUCCUUGGAUUGCAUGAAUAUAAUGAGCUGAAGCAAAAAAAGAAACCUGUAGUUACUCCUCAGCUUCAUGGAAGUGCUGAAAAUGAAGCCUGGCAAAAAGGUGUAAUCUACGCUGAGGGUCAGAACCUCGCUCGGUACCUUAUGGAGGCUCCAGCUAAUUAUGUAACUCCAUCCAAAUUUGCCGAACAUAUGGAACAGAAGCUCAGAAGUUUCAGCAAUGUGAAGGUCCAUGUAAGACCAGAGUCUUGGAUAGCAACACAACAGAUGGGAGCAUUCCUGAGUGUAGCUAAGGGUUCAGCUGAACCUCCCAUCUUUCUGGAGAUUCACUAUUCAGGUGGUGCUAAUACAAAUGACUCCCCAUUGGUAUUUGUAGGAAAAGGAGUUACAUUUGACAGUGGUGGCAUUUCACUGAAGCCGUCAUCGGGCAUGGAUGCGAUGAGGGCAGACAUGGGAGGAGCAGCAACUAUCUGUUCAGCCAUUGUGACAGCAGCAGCUUUAAAUCUACCUCUAAACAUAAUUGGCUUGGCACCCCUCUGUGAAAACAUGCCCAGUGGUAAGGCAAACAAGCCUGGAGAUGUAGUUAGAGCCAAGAAUGGAAAAACAAUACAGGUAGAUAACACAGAUGCAGAAGGAAGACUGCUGCUAGCUGAUGCUCUGUGUUACGCCCACAGUUUUAAUGCAAGAGCUAUUGUGAAUGCUGCAACAUUAACAGGUGCCAUGGAUGUUGCGUUGGGGUCUGCGGCAACUGGAGUGUUCACAAACUCAUCUUGGCUUUGGACUCACCUUUAUGAAGCCAGCAUUUUGACAGGAGACAGAGUUUGGAGAAUGCCUCUUUUUGACCAUUACACAAAACAAGUAACAGACUGUCCUCUUGCAGAUGUUAGCAACAUUGGCAAGUACAGCAGAUCUGGAGGAGCAUGCACAGCUGCUGCAUUCCUGAAAGAAUUUGUGACUGCCUCUCACUGGGCUCAUUUAGAUAUAGCUGGUGUGAUGUCUAACAAGGAUGAGGUGCCCUAUCUUCGAAAAGGCAUGGCAGGGCGGCCUACGAGAACCCUAGUGGAGUUUGCAGCUCGAUUGAGUCAAGACAGUCACAAUACCCAAUAAAAUACCUAUUCUAAAAUAAUCUACUCUGCCUUAAAAAAAAAAAAAAAAGUAUUAUUCAUAAAUGAAUGUCCCAAGCGUAUUUUUACUACAGUAAUGAACUACAAGUGCUUUUUAUAAAUCAUUAUUUGGGUGAGAAUAUCUUGCCUUUGAGAUUUGUCAUCCCAUAUAAUGCAGUUAAAAAUAAAAACUCCUGUUUGAAAUGUUGAGAUAUUUAGUACCAAAACACGAUGGUGGAAAACAUCUGAACUGCUUUUUUUAUAUGUUAAGUAUGCUGAAUUAUUGCAAACAAUAAAUCUCUUAUUUGGGUGUGA
Molecule: messenger RNA, 1997 nt
Organism: Apus apus (common swift)
Lineage: Eukaryota; Metazoa; Chordata; Aves; Apodiformes; Apodidae
Gene: LAP3
Product: leucine aminopeptidase 3
Exons: 13
Coding region: 97-1686 (529 amino acids)
Biological process (GO): proteolysis
Cellular component (GO): cytoplasm
Molecular function (GO): manganese ion binding; metalloaminopeptidase activity
Source: RefSeq, a predicted model, not a curated record